Messenger RNA from Plasmodium gallinaceum, 801 nucleotides. RefSeq names its product conserved Plasmodium protein, unknown function. The record is from RefSeq and is a predicted model, not a curated record. The coding region runs from base 1 to 801 and encodes 266 amino acids. Lineage: Eukaryota; Apicomplexa; Aconoidasida; Haemosporida; Plasmodiidae. The transcript has 4 exons.
AUGAUGGGAAGUGAAGUGAGUUUUAAAAAAAAAAUAUUUGGGAAUGAAUUUUCCAAAAAAAAAAAGGCAAAUAAGAAAAUUAUUUUAGUAAAUAUGAUAUAUUUGAUGAUUCUUUUUUUAAUUUGUUUUUUAGGAGGAAUAUUACUAGGGUUUUUAACUACAUCUUACACACCUGCAAUACAUAUAAUUGAAAAUGAUAAAAACGUAUUUCAUUUUUUAUCAAAAGAUAAUAAAAUUAUUAUAGGAGGAAAAUUAGAUAUAAAAUUAAAUCUUCGUAAUAAUACUAUUUUAUCAUACAUAUUUUAUUCAGAAAAUGUAAAAUAUUUCUAUUAUCCUAUAGGAAUAAAUUAUAGCUGUUUGUUAUAUAACGGAGGAUUACAAAAAUCCUCUAAUCAAAUUCCUUUAAGUUAUAAAAGUGAAAUUGGGAUUCCUUUAAAUAAUAACGAAGAUAUCUUUGCAACUAAAUUAUCUAUUAAAAUAAAAUACACUUUAUUGGAAUUAUCAUCAGUAAUAUAUACCAUUCCUUUACAUCUUGGUUAUGAAAUUACAGAUGAAUAUAAACAAGAAAUACAACCAUUAUAUAAUGAUUGUAAAAAUUUUAAUAGAAUUUAUUUUUCUAUAAGAUUAGAUCAAUUACAUACCUUAAAUAAAAUAAGAAAAGUAUAUAGUGAUAAAAAAUAUGAACUAAUAUUUUAUUGUAAUUGUUAUAUAGAUAAUAAGGUAGAUUCCUUUUUUAAUUCUUCACCAGUUAAUAAAAAAAUUAUUUUGAAUAAUUUAAUAAAUAAUCCUAAUUUAUUAUAG